AUGCAACGACGCGUCGACAAUGAGGCGAGUUGUAUGGAUGUUUGCCCACCAGAGUUUUCCUUCCUCGGUUCUGUCGUCCGUGGUCAUCAUCAGACGGAUGUGUGUGCAAAGCCAUUCGAGUUUGGCUCUCUAACGACUCUUUGGCGCCUCCAGUUCGAUUUGGAAACAGCCGGUCUUAGCAAAAACGAAGUCAAUUUGAGAGCGUUUGAUAAGAAUGUUGUUUAUGAAGGAAGGAUUGAAAUAGAUCCAUGCAAUCAGAAAUGGCUCACAACAGCAUUUUCAAAUAAGGUUCACAGCUAG
Messenger RNA from Angiostrongylus costaricensis, 300 nucleotides. The record is from the annotation of a GenBank genome assembly. Lineage: Eukaryota; Metazoa; Nematoda; Chromadorea; Rhabditida; Metastrongylidae.